Molecule: messenger RNA, 1666 nt
Organism: Branchiostoma floridae (Florida lancelet)
Lineage: Eukaryota; Metazoa; Chordata; Leptocardii; Amphioxiformes; Branchiostomatidae
Product: cytochrome P450 4F8-like
Exons: 13
Coding region: 107-1636 (509 amino acids)
Molecular function (GO): iron ion binding; monooxygenase activity; oxidoreductase activity, acting on paired donors, with incorporation or reduction of molecular oxygen
Source: RefSeq, a predicted model, not a curated record
CUGUUCUGUGCUUAAGUGCUAACAGUUUUCUCUGAGUAUUGCUGCUGUGUUUACCUUAGAUCGAUUACGACAUCAUCAUUGGUGUUCAUCCGUGUAGCCGGACAUAAUGACGACAUCAGUCAGCCCGGUGGAUGUCGCAGUCGGACUGCUGGUACCGGUAGCUGCGUACCUGCUGUUUGUAGUGGCCAAGUUUCUGUGGACACAGUGGUGGCAAUUUCGUGUUGGGCAGCAGUUUCCCUCCCCUCCCUACCACUGGCUCUACGGCAACAUGCACCUGACUGGCGGGUAUCUGGGUGAGAGGUACCUGUCCAUGACCCGAGAGGUUGUGAGGAAACACCCCCGUGCACACUCCUUCUGGCUGGCUGGCUUCAUAGUCGGGGUCAAUGUAGCACACCCGGCAACCAUCAAGCAGCUUCUCAAGACUUCCACCAAGAAGUCUGCGGACUAUGAUCAACUACGGCCAUGGUUAGGUAACGGCCUGAUCAUGAGUACCGGUGACGUGUGGAAGGUUCACCGCCGUCUCCUCACGCCUGCCUUUCACUUCGAUAUCCUCAAACAGUACGUCAGUGUCUACAACAGGGCGGCAGAACACAUGAUGGAAAAACUUUCCCUGUACACUGGGAAAGAGGACAGUUUCGAGAUGUUCCACCAGGCGAGCCUCUGUACUAUGGAAGUCAUCCUGCUGUGCGCGUUUUCCGGAGGGGAAAUGUCGGAGCAGAUGAAGAAUGAGUACGUGGAAGCAGUGAAGAGGAUCGGAAUCCUGCAAGUUGAUCGCAACUUCAACCCGAUUUACGUUCUGUUCCCCGCCAUCUACUACCUCUCCCCGGGGGGACGGGAGUUCCUCCGCUUGUGUGACUUUGUUCACGACACAGGGGGCUCUAUCAUCAAGAGGAGGAGGCAAGAACUGGAACGCGAUCCGGAGAUCCUAGCUGAGAAGAAAAGGCUGGAUUUUAUAGACACUUUGCUGAUGGCUCGAGAUGAAGACGGGAGAGGUCUGACAGAUCUGGAGAUCAGGGAGGAGGUGGACACGUUCUUGUUUGCCGGCCACGACACGACUGCCAGUACCCUGUCCUGGGCCCUGUACUCCCUGGCUCAACAUCCGCACCAUCAGGACAAGGUACGGGAAGAAGUGGACCAGCUACUGGCCGGCAGAGAGGAGGACACUAUUCAGUGGGAGGAUCUCCACAAACUGCCGUACCUGACCAUGUGUCUGAAGGAAGCCAUGCGGCUCCACUCUCCCGUUCCUUUCAUCUCCCGCACCGUGACGGAAGACACCGUGAUAGACGGGGUCCACAUCCCCGAGGGUUCGUACAUAGGCAUCCACCUGUACGCGCUGCACCACAACCCGGACAUCUGGGGAGAUCAGCAUAUGGAGUUCGACCCAAGCCGUUUCCACCCUGACCGGAUGAAGGAUAUGGACGCUCAUGCUUUCAUGCCGUUCUCUGUCGGACAGAGGAACUGUAUCGGGCAGAACUUUGCUCUGAACGAAGAAAAGGUGAUUCUGGCUCGUCUCCUCCACAAGUUUACCUUUGACCUUGACCCCGCCCGUCCCGUGGAGAAGGACAUGAUAGUUGUGAUGAAGACCAGGGACGGCAUGUGGAUGAAGGUCAAGUCUACAGGACACACAGCUGACUAGUUGGCAGACAGGGACAUGCCGUCAAGCAAC